AUGCCUUUUCCCUUCGUGCUGUCCACCACCUCCCAUGUCUCCCUUCAGACGAGCCUCACCUCCUCCACUCACCCAUCCCUGCCCUUCGCGGCCACAUCUCAUCGGUCUGUCCUUCGCGCAGCUCUGAAGAGCCACAAGAGACUGCCCCCUCUCGACCAGGCCACGAAUCUACUGACGCUCGCCACUACCAUCCAAGACUAUCUCCGCUACCUUUUGACCCUAGAUCUUGCGCUGUGCGGGAGACCUGUCGCCGGGGAGGAAGUCGACAUCACAUUGGCCACCGAGCCGGAAAUCGAAUGGCGACCGACCCUCGGCGCAAGUGGGAUUCCAGGCCGCGAGAAUGAAAGGGUCACGGGGAAAGGGCUCGACUAUGAGAUCUUCUUCGUUCACCACACUCUGGCUCUUGUCCAGAGCUUGCUCGCCCGACAAUCGUUGCUGGGGCUAUACGCCUCGGCCAGCCCGACAGCGGAGCAGAGGACAGUGUUGAUCCAAAAUGCGACCAAAUGUCUCAAAGUGGCCCAUUCUCUUCAUUCCUAUCUACUCCUCAGGGCGAAAUCUCCUUUGGGAUCCGACGGGCCUCUAAACUUCCCGCCCAGCGCCGUGGAUGUUUCUCCGCCGGCGCAGUCCGCUCUGCAGCAUUUGGCCCACGCCGAGUUCAACCUCUUAUGUGUAUUAAAAGACGACCCAUAUCCCGCUCUGCUGGUCCAAUCGCGCAACAAAGACGAUCGAGACUGGAUGAUUAGAGCGCCUUCAAUCCCCAAAGUCCGCGCCCAAGUGUUGACCCGGCUGUGCAUUGGAGCAGCAGAGCAUGCUUCCCUAGCAUCGGUGGCAUUGAAAUCAGACAGCUACAAGGUCUCGAAGGAUCUGCUGGAGUAUUGCGAAGGAGUGCGGAAAGCUGCGCGGGCCAAGGCCUGCCGGUUCCAGGCUCUGGAUGAAGACUUGGCUGGGGCGACGGGGAAAGCUAUAGCAUGGCUACGGGCGGCGAGAAACGAACUUGGACUAGAAGUGGCUAAGGACGGGUCUAAGUCUUCCGGCCUGGGCAAGUUGAAGGCUUCUUGGAGCGAGAGAAGAGAAGACAAGAGGAUCGAAAAGGGUAGUUCAGCCUGGGGCCUGGACGGGGGAAAGCUCGAAGAGGCGCGGAUAGUGGAGUAUCUCGACCACAAGAUGAGCAAGGAGAACGACACGAUCAACGUGCAGCUGAUCCCGGAAUGGAGGCCACUCCUGGCAUCUCUCCCGAGCGGGAUGAACAUGCCCAUCGACGAGAAGUGGACGCCGGUGGUUCUGGAAGAGGAUGAGCUGGCCACCAUGCGAGCUCCGCCAGAAAACAAGGACAUGGCAGACGGGGGGAGUUCGGAGGACGACGAUGGCGGCCCAAAAUCCCCGGUGGGCGCAUUUCCGGGGACGCAGCACGACUAUGGCGGACAUAGGACCACGUACUAUUGA
Capronia epimyces CBS 606.96 is the source of this 1443-nucleotide messenger RNA. RefSeq lists its product as uncharacterized. Gene Ontology annotation, cellular component: plasma membrane. The record is from RefSeq and is a predicted model, not a curated record. The transcript has a single exon. The coding region runs from base 1 to 1443 and encodes 480 amino acids. NCBI's taxonomy places the organism in Eukaryota, Fungi, Ascomycota, Eurotiomycetes, Chaetothyriales, Herpotrichiellaceae. Gene Ontology annotation, biological process: cellular response to pH.